Molecule: messenger RNA, 405 nt
Organism: Lentinula edodes (shiitake mushroom)
Lineage: Eukaryota; Fungi; Basidiomycota; Agaricomycetes; Agaricales; Omphalotaceae
Exons: 2
Coding region: 1-405 (134 amino acids)
Source: RefSeq, a predicted model, not a curated record
AUGCCUGCUUUCAGUGAUGGUUGGACACAAGAGCUUCUUGAAUCUUCUCAACCUACAGUAGCUCAGAAGGCAGGAGAGAAAGAUGAUUGGGCAUAUUUUUAUGUUGGAAUAUUUGUGGACCGGGACAUGUUCAUGCGGUAUUUUCCUGGAGGUGGCGUUGGACAUGUGGCCAACUGGAGAUUCUUCCAGCAAAGUGAUAAUGAGGACAGCAAUGGCAGUGAUAGUAGUGGGGAGGAUGAAUCUAACAACUCGGAGGCACACAGCUUGGAUAGUAAUCAUUCAGAUGACGGCUUUGGAUCAGAUGGAGAUGGAGAGGAUGAAAAUGACAAUGAUGACAGUGGCGAUGCGGGGAUGACUGGCAGUGGGAUGAUGGGUACGGCUCCCCAUAACUUAGCUCACUUGUAG